This is a messenger RNA of Perca fluviatilis (European perch), 4314 nucleotides long. RefSeq names its product transmembrane protein 117 (gene tmem117). The transcript is spliced from 7 exons. Lineage: Eukaryota; Metazoa; Chordata; Actinopteri; Perciformes; Percidae. The coding region runs from base 1 to 1557 and encodes 518 amino acids. Gene Ontology annotation, biological process: intrinsic apoptotic signaling pathway in response to endoplasmic reticulum stress. The record is from RefSeq and is a predicted model, not a curated record.
AUGGAAAUAGGUGCCUGUUUUCGUUACUAUUUCCAGCACCCGUGGUCGCGUCUCCUCGUGGCCUACCUCGUCACCUUCUUUAACUUCCUCAUCUUCGCAGAGGACCCCAUCUCUCACAGUCAGACAGAGGCCCAUAUGAUUGUGGUGGGCAACUGCUUCUCCUUCCUGUUCAACAAGUACCCAGGCCUUGGAUGGAACAUCCUGAAAGUAAUAUGCUGGAUACUGGCCAUUAUCGCUGGCAUGUUAGCCGGGAAGUUUAUAUUCCACCGCCAGCUCUUUGGUCGAUACCUGCGGCUGAAAAUGUUCCGCGAGGAUCAUGGCUCCUGGAUGACCAUGUUCUUCAGCGCCAUCCUCUUCCUCUUCAUCUUCUCACACAUCUACAACCUUUUCCUGCUGAUGGCUGGGAGCAUGGAGCCUCACAUGGUGACGGAGUACAUGGGCAUCAGGAAUGAGAGCUUUAUGAAGAUUGCUGCAGUGGGGACCUGGAUGGGAGACUUUGUCACUGCGUGGAUGGUGACUGAUAUGAUGCUCCAGGAUCAGCACUACCCAGACUGGGGCAAAACAGCCAGAAGGUUCUGGAAACAGGGCAACAACAGGAUUGUUCUCUUCUGGACAGUGCUCAUCUCUCUGACGUCGGUGGUCGUUCUGAUCAUCAGUACCGAUUGGAUCAGCUGGGACAACCUGAACCGAGGCUUCCUGCCCAGCGACGAGGUCUCCAGAGCCUUCCUGGCCUCCUUCAUCUUGGUCUUCGACCUUCUCAUUGUCAUGCAGGACUGGGAGUUCCCUCAAUUCAUGGGUGACCUGGAUAUGAAUCUACCAGGAAUGUCAACAACGCAUGUGAAGGUCAAGCUUCCUGUCUGCAAGAGUAUCUUUAAAGAGGAGUACCACAUUCAUAUCACAGGUAAGUGGUUCAACUACGGUAUCAUCUUCCUCGUGCUGAUAUUGGACCUGAACAUGUGGAAGAACCAGAUCUUCUACAAGCCCUACGAGUACGGUCAGUAUGUUGGGCCUGGUGAGAAGAUCUUCACAGUGGAGGAGCCAGAAACACUCAGCUUCUUCAACCACAGCACACUCACCUACAAGUGGCGCUCCACCAACAUCAAUCCCGACAGCAACUUAACCUACGUGGAGCGGGACAUGUUCCUCCACAGCCGCUACACCGGAGCCAGCCUGGACAUCAAGUGCCUGGCCUUCAUCCCAAGCCUGGCGGCGUUCGUCCUCUUCGGAUUCUUCAUUUGGUUUUUUGGGCGAUUUCAGGAGAGCGAGACCUUCACGGAAAACCAGGACAAGACGUAUGAGAGGAUAAAGAGAAAGUCGCCGUCGGAGUACAGCAAGGAGAUGGGCGUGACGCCAGAGGAGGUGCACAUGACCAUGAGUGACGGUCUGAAACGAACGGGAAUGCCCAUGCUUCUCUCGGUGGACGGGCCACACUUUGGAGCAACGUCCUCUACGAACUCGACGAUUUCCAUGGAAACCCAAGAGACCCAUCCGAGCAUUGUGAUUGACAGCGCUGAGGAACCAGCAGUCUCUUUUGAUGUCCACAAGCUCUCUCCAUAACGGAAUGAACUCGUGAAACAUUGAACUAUAUAACUGCGGACUGGUUAAAAAUGAGAGCUCAAAAUGCAGUUCAUCAAGAUCUUCACUCGACGUUUUUCAUCGGAUAACGCCAAGCUGCAACAGAAGUUGACCCAUACAUGAGACUCAGGAGAAGGACAAAGCUAUGCUACAUAAUCACCAAAGCCAGUCCUGAUGGCUGUUGCAGUUGCAUUUGUUUGAAUAUAUUUUUGUAAAACUAUCUUUUUAAAAGCCUCUAAAACGGCACCAAUUCUGAUAACAAACCCAUCUUUUAGAACAGAAUGCAAACUUUUAAUUCACAUGGUGCUCGCUCGGAUUUUGCAUUUUCAUAAUUCAAUUUUGUCACGGCAAACUAUUUUGGUGCCUAUAUCAGAGGAGUAUUUCUACAGUCGUGAAACUGCAAUCAGGUGGAUUUUAUUGUAUCACACCAGUGUUGCAGCUACACUAGUGCCUUUAUAUUUCAUAUCUUCAGAUACAGACAGAAACAUAUUCAGUCCAUACAGGCAACAAAACGUAAGAUGUCCUAGUUACGGUCUGCUUUAUUAAUGUCUUAUAUAUGCUUUCAUAUACCGACACUUGUUACCUCAUUAGAUCCUAAGACUUUAUCUUUUUUUUUUUUCAUGUGAGGUCACUCUUACUCUCACUUCUUGUUGAAAUUACAUAAUUAUAAACAUCAAUGUACUUUGAAGACCUAUUCAUAUCUCUUCACUUGAUAUUAGUUGCAGAGAUAAUAAAUGCAAUCAGCUAAGUCAAAUUCAAAUAUCCAACCAACUAGCCACCUCAUGAUUGCUUAUGUUGCUGCUGCAGCUGGACUGAAUACCAAAAGAGUCAGAAAGGUGGUUUUGCCCUUGGCAUAAACAUGUCAUUGAAGUGCAGGGUAGGCUUCUGCUCCAAAGCUCAGGGCUUCUUUAUGUCUAGAUAAACCUUCAAAGUUUUAGAAGCAGCCUGGUAAAUGCAUGGAAAUGUAUUUAUUUAUUUAUUUAUUUAUUUAUUUGACACAUUAUCCUAGUGUAAAAAAAAACGAAUCCCUGACAUUUAACUGCAAUUGAAACCUCCAGUAUGUAUCUUUACACUGGCUUUGAAAGAGUCCACUGCCUUUUUAAAUAUGUUCCUUUGCUAGGAAGUCUCUUUUAAAAUACAUACUGUAUAUAUUUGGUGUUUGUGGUCCAAAACAGUAUGCCUUUCAGUUGUUUUCUGUAAAGUACAAAUACUAACUCAAUUAUGACAACAUUACUAACCGUAUUGCUUUAUAUAAGUUUGGCACAUUUCAGUAAGUACUUUGCAUCUAAAUAUGACCAAAGAUACCAAAUAAUUCAGUACUGAACAAAUAGUGCUGCAUAAGAUGAUAUGCUAAUUCAAAAGAUCUAUUCAUGAUAGACAGAGUGGAAUGAUAUUAUGUGUUCUUGCAUCACUCUGUAUUAUAAUGCACUGUAAUGUGCUAUACUGUCCUGGAAAAAUUAUUUUCCAAAAAGAGGGAACUGUCAAAUCCAGAUCCUUUGCUCCCUAAUAACCCAAUCAUGAUAGAGUUUUGUUCAACAUUAUUAUAAGUAAUGUAGCCCAGGGUUUUGCAGUAUUAAAUUAUAAUCAAUUAAUAAAUUGCAAGCAUUUAUAUAUUUAUAUAGUAAAGUACAAAAAUAAUGAUUAAAAUAUCAUUAAAUUUGCCAAUUAUUGAUUCCAUUUUCAUUAUUCUGUCCUUAAAUGAUAAAUUAAAUUAAAAUAUGUAGUCACAAAAUGUAUUUAUAAAUUUGUAAAGAAAUGACAUUGUAUUCCAUUUACUUGUGUGUCUGCCUAUCAUAAUGCAUCUCACAAUUCAUGUGUCUGCUGCUUUAACAUUUACAGUUUUCAUUUCAGAAUUGCUUGAAUUUAAAGACAUCUCUCUAUAUCUUUAGGAUGUGUAAACGCAUCUUAAAGUGGAAUCUAAUCCAGACAGACCUCUGAUUGGCCAGCUGCUACAGUAGGUAUUGGCCAAUCAGAGCUUCUGCUGCUGCUCUAAGGGGUUAGGUUUCAUUCUUAUAUGUCUUAGUCAAAUAGGUUAUUCAUACACCAUUUCAAUUAACCUCUAAUUAAUUGAUUUAAUAAUCGAUUCAUAAUAGUUUUUAUGUAUUAAUUGAUUAUAUAUAACACUGUUAAACUUCAUUAAAGGAAUGCCGUGUGUGUGUGUGUGUGUGUGUGUGUGUGUGUGUGUGUGUGUGUUGCGUGCGUGCGUGCGUGUGUACAGUACAUUGUGGAGUCAGAGGUGUCUAUUUGUGUCAAUAAAUUGUGUCAGUUUUAUACUUAAUAGUGCAUGUUGUGUGUGUGACUGUGUGUUUGUGUGCUUGUGUGCACUGGAGGCUUGUGAAGUGCGUAAGUGUUUGCUACACUUGUUUUUGACAAAGGCCAUUCUGUGAAGAGGUCAAUUAAUUUAGCAUAAUUGGUUUGCAGCUCUUGGUUUUGUAAUGAUCCUUUUCUACAUUACAGCUCUAUGAGGACAUUAGAUAUUAGUGUCUCACCAAAGGGCAGAACCUCUCUGGACUUGAAGGGGUCUAAUCUGUAUUGUGUUUAAUGUGAAGUGAAAGUGAAGGUUUCCUCUUUGUUAUUACAUCUUUUCAUUGUAUUGUGUUGCAAAACUGACACUUCCUUCAGUUCCUGUGUUUGUGCUUUUUUUCUUAAAGCCGAGGAAAUCUCCUUUCAGUGUUUGCUCAGUGUACUGUACGUCUGUUAAACCUUGUGUUACCAAUAAAUUAAUACCUUUGUUAUCUA